AUGAAAAGGCCUGCCUGUGCUGCUUGUAAGAACCAGCGUAGGAAAUGCGAUGAAGAUUGUUUUGUUGCUCCUUACUUUCCGGCUGAGAAAACAAGAGAUUUUGAAGCUGUCCAUAAACUUUUUGGGUUACAUAAUAUUGUCAACCUCCUCCAGAAUCUACCCCUUGAGAAAAGAUCUGACGCCGUUAUUUCUAUGGUUUAUGAAGCCAACGCUCGAGUUAGAGAUCCUGUUACUGGCUGUACUGGUAUCCUUUCAGAGUUAAUGCAGAGGCUUAACGCUCUCAAGGCGGAGCUUAACCUUGUUCAAAAUAAAAAUGCUUACUAUCGUACGCUAAAACAGCAGCAACCUGGACAGCAAAAUAUGGUCCAUAAUGCAGGUUUUGUGGACUUUCUUCGAGAAAACAAUGAUGUUAAAUUGCUCCCAUCUCCGAUUCAAGAUCUCAACUUCUUGCAUGAGAAUCUUGAGAACCCUCAACAACUUCAAGAAUCCAGUUCCGCUCAAAAUCAAAUUGCUUAUUAUCAUACCCGAAAACAGAAGCAACUUGGACAGCAAAUUAUGGUUCAUAAUGCAGGUUUUGUGGACUUCCUUCAAGAACACAAUAAUGCUAAUCUGCUCCCAUCUCCGAAUCAAGAUUUCACCUUCUUGCAUGAGAAUCUUGAGAACCCUCAACAACUUCAAGACUUCAGUUCCGCUCAAAAUCAAAUUGCUCACUAUCGUGCCCUAAAACAACACCAACCUGGACAGCAAAAUAUGGUUCAUAAUGCAGGUUUUGUGGACUUCCUUCAAGAAAACGAUAAUGUUAAAUUGCUCCCAUCUUCGAGUCAAGAUUUCAACUACUUGCAUGAGAAUCUUGAGAACCCUCAACAACUUCAAGAAUCCAGUUUCUGUUGCAAGAAGACUGAUUUCUGGAAUUGA
This is a messenger RNA of Populus nigra (black poplar), 915 nucleotides long. RefSeq names its product LOB domain-containing protein 22-like. Bases 1 to 915 code for a protein of 304 amino acids. The record is from RefSeq and is a predicted model, not a curated record. The transcript has a single exon. NCBI's taxonomy places the organism in Eukaryota, Viridiplantae, Streptophyta, Magnoliopsida, Malpighiales, Salicaceae.